Messenger RNA from Budorcas taxicolor (takin), 444 nucleotides. Its product is annotated as protein S100-A12-like. NCBI's taxonomy places the organism in Eukaryota, Metazoa, Chordata, Mammalia, Artiodactyla, Bovidae. Gene Ontology annotation, molecular function: RAGE receptor binding; calcium ion binding. The record is from RefSeq and is a predicted model, not a curated record. Gene Ontology annotation, biological process: endothelial cell migration; antimicrobial humoral immune response mediated by antimicrobial peptide; positive regulation of canonical NF-kappaB signal transduction. The transcript is spliced from 3 exons. The coding region runs from base 81 to 359 and encodes 92 amino acids. Gene Ontology annotation, cellular component: cytoplasm; extracellular exosome.
GCCCAGUGCUCCUCACCACUGCUGUGCACACUUCUGGCGUUCCACACUUCUGUGCAGAGGGGUGAACGUAGUUUGGCAGGAUGACUAAGCUGGAAGAUCACCUGGAGGGAAUCAUCAACAUCUUCCACCAGUACUCCAUUCGGCUGGGGCAUUACGACACCCUCAUCAAGCAUGAGCUGAAGCAGCUGAUCACAAAGGAACUCCCCAACUGCAUCAAAAACACCAAAGAUCAACCUACCAUUGAUGAAAUAUUCCAAGAUCUGGAUACCGAUAAAGAUAAAGAGGUCAGCUUUGAGGAGUUCAUAGUCCUGGUGUCCAGGGUGCUGAAGACAGCCCACGACAAUAUCCACAAAGAGUAGGAAGCUCCUUCCAGCAAUGUCCCCAAGAAGACUUUCCCUUCUCCUCCCUGAGGCUGCCUUACCUGAGGGAAGAGAGAAUUAAUAA